AGUCGAGAAACAUUUGAGAAAUAUAAAAGAACUAAGACUUAGGGAACAAGACGGUGAUAGUGAUACGGAAAAGGUUUAUCCUGUCUAGUCGUUACUAUGGCCGUCUUGUUUCCGUAUCACUAUCAUAUCUAUAAGAGAGACAAAGAAGAAAGAAUAAAUCAAAAUGGUCUAAAUAGAGUAAAAUAGUCGGAAAAGUUCAAAAUGGUCAACGGUUUUGGUUUGUUCUACAGUGCAAUCAGAAAGUGUGUUAGCAACUAGUGUUAAAAAUAUUUAUGUCUGAAGAAGUUGUAAAACUACAACGAAACGUAACAAAUUUUAAAUAAAAUAAUUAGGAAGAGAAACAAAAUGAAUACUGUGCUCUUCUUUUUCUGCCGACGCACAGAACAGAAGAAAAACAAAUGAUGAAUCGACUCAACAAUGACUCACAUGUUGUGCAAUUACUUGUAGAAAAACGACGCCAUAAAUAUUUCUUGUUAGAUAUCGAGAAAAACAGUGACAUAUGCCGUCGUCGACCCUCGAAACAUUACCCGAUGAAAUUUUAAUGAUUAUUCUGCGAUAUUCUUCCAGCAUUUAUACUAUAUUUCGAACAUUUUCUGGCUUAAAUCAACGUCUGAAUAACAUUCUUGUCGAUAGACGUUUGCAUCUAUUCACUGAUUUCUUAUCGAUGAAUGUCAGUGAUGCAAAUGUCGAUUACUAUUACAAUUCUAUGUUGUUCCGCGAUGUGUCUCAACAGUUAUCAUCUCUGACCACAACGACAGAAAAUGACAAACAACUUCAUCAAUGUCUUCAAUCGUUAGUUGUUUUUCACAUUAAUGAAAGAUAUAAGCAAAUGGAACAUGAGUUUCAAUCACGUAUAAGACAAUUUCAAGCUGUACGUACGCAUCUCACUCACGAGGAGAUUGAUAAUCUGGACAAGGAACUGAAGACAACGUUCAAACAUUUACGCCACUAUCCCUAUCCGAUCAGGCAUAUCAAACAAAUUGAAUUCCUUGCUCUUAACAAAGGCGCUCGCCUCGAAUGUGAUAAUAACGGUGAAUUUCUUGAAUUUAAUUUUAAUAGAGCAGUGAAUGAAUUGUUACUUGUGAAUAUUAAGACUGGCCAAUAUCCCACGCGAAGAUUUCUCAAUCCUCUCGUUCAAAUGUUCAAAGCACUCAUUAUUUCGAAUCCGAAUCUUCUACAAAACAAAGACCAAGUUGGCGACAGUGGUAGUAGCGUACACUACUUCCUUCUUUUUUCGAUCUAUCGAUUACAAUACUUUUAUUCUCAUAGUUCAUCUGACUCUAUCAAUAUUCAAGGGUAUCAAGCUGCAGUAGAUUUACUUCUCUUUAUCAUAACAUGUCUGAAACAUGUAUUCAAUGAGAAGUGUUGGGAGCUGAAUAGUUUUUUGGAUACAUCAGUGAUGAUUACUUCACGUGAUCUCGAGUCUGAUCACAAAAUAAUCGUUCAAACGAGUCAAAUGGAAAUAUUGAAAAUUAUACUCGAUGAAUAUAGUCGAAAAGAGACAGCACUUUGGAAUGAAUGUUUUAGUGACGCAUUUCGAUUAAUUCUCCAGAAUUUAAUUAAAAAUGAUCGAAUCGAUGUGAUUUUAGUCAUUUAUCGUCACAAUGAGCUCGUACACGAUUUCUUUCAAAAGCCGUGGAAUAGUCGAAAAAAUCUCGAUAUGAUGACUGGAAAUAGGAUGGGAAGGCAACUAUUUUGUGUGCUCUUGGAUGAGAAUCCACUAGGACCGUGGUUCACAAGUACAGAUAUGUUAUUUAUUCUAUUACAAAAGAGAGAGUGCAAGUAUGUAAAAAAAUUAUUGAAAUUAAUACCAUCACUCAUCGAUCGCUGCGACGAGGAUGGUAACACUCUAUUACUUUUCGUUUGUCUCAAGGUCGGUGGUUGUCGACAUUGUCUCGUGAAAUUUUUAAUCCAGAUGGGAUGUAAUUUACAAGCAAGAAAUGUCAAUGGUGAUUGA
Didymodactylos carnosus is the source of this 1957-nucleotide messenger RNA. The record is from the annotation of a GenBank genome assembly. Lineage: Eukaryota; Metazoa; Rotifera; Eurotatoria; Philodinida; Philodinidae.